ACUCCAGACCAUGCCUGGGAGCAGACCACCCGCCUUCCGGAGCCCAGGGGCCCAGGCACCGAGAAGAGCCCGGAAAAGAACAGAAGGCGGAGCCAGCUCCAAUGUCUUCUCCAUGUUUGAUCAGUCCCAGAUCCAGGAGUUCAAAGAGGCCUUCACCAUCAUGGACCAGAACCGGGAUGGCUUCAUCGACAAGGAGGACCUGAGGGACACUUUUGCUGCCCUGGGCCGCAUCAAUGUGAAGAAUGAGGAGCUGGAGGCCAUGGUGAAGGAGGCUCCUGGGCCCAUCAACUUCACAGUUUUCCUGACCAUGUUUGGGGAGAAGCUGAAGGGCACGGACCCAGAGGAGACCAUCCUCCAUGCCUUCAAGGUGUUCGACACUGAAGGGAAAGGUGUCAUCAAGGCUGAUUUCAUCAAAGAGAAGCUCAUGACCCAGGCAGACCGGUUCAGCGAGGAGGAGAUCAAGCAGAUGUUUGCGGCUUUCCCACCAGACGUGUGUGGCAACCUGGACUACAGGAACCUAUGCUACGUCAUCACGCAUGGCGAAGAGAAAGACUAGAAGGGGAUCAUGGACCUCCCCGCGGUCAGAGGCAGCAAACACGGGGCAGCCAGUGGGGGG
Molecule: messenger RNA, 616 nt
Organism: Phyllostomus hastatus (greater spear-nosed bat)
Lineage: Eukaryota; Metazoa; Chordata; Mammalia; Chiroptera; Phyllostomidae
Gene: MYL10
Product: myosin light chain 10
Exons: 8
Coding region: 11-556 (181 amino acids)
Cellular component (GO): mitochondrion; cytoplasm
Molecular function (GO): calcium ion binding
Source: RefSeq, a predicted model, not a curated record